UUGACUUCCCCCUCCCUGCCCCCAAUUCAAUAGAAUCCGACUCAUCUUGUCACAUCGUCUUAAAGUUAUUAUAUUUUUGAUUUGCUAAAUUAUUUUAGUUUAUUUUUUGAUUUAUUUAUUAUUGUUUGUAUAUAAUCAAGUGCCAGUCGAACGGAUAACUGAGUACAGAGAAACAUUACAACGAGACCACAGGUCUCGGCCUUUGGCCAAAAACACUAUAAAAACUAUAAGUAUUGGAAAAAUCAUCCAAAAAGAUCUGCCAUACCCAAGCUAAAUUAAGAUAUUUCAUAAUUUUUUAUUUUCUUUUGUAAUAAUGUCUCAGUGGAAUAAUUCUUAUUCUUACAACCAGUAUCAAGCACCUAAUAAUUGGAACAACGAUUAUAAUAGCCAGUAUCAAGCUUAUUAUCCAAAUCCAAAUAGACAAUAUGACCCCAGUAAUCAGUAUGUUAGUUUUGAUGAAUUUUUAUCUCAAAUGCAAAUUUCAAAUCCACCGCCUACGAAUCCUGCUACCUACAAUAACAUGCAAUAUCAAAACUACCCUAAUGCGCAAUAUAACAACAUGCCAAGUUAUCAAAAUGGUACUACACCUCAAAGCUCACAGGCAGAUUAUGCAUAUGGAUCGAACACUGCCAAUUUCCCUAAUAAUGAGGAAACUUAUCAACCAAACAUGCAUAAUCAAUACAACCAGGUGACCUCGGAUAAAAAUAAUUAUUCAAAUGAAGUGGUUUUUAAAUCAAAGCUAACACCAACUGCUACUGAAUUUGUGCCUAAAAGCUCCAAAUCAAAAUCACCAAGCAGUCCUCACAAUGAGCCUUCACAAGAAGCAAGCUCAUCAAGUGGGGCAGUAAGUAAAUCAUCUAGUAAUUAUUCAAAACCAUCUAGUUCCACAAAUUGGAGAGAAAAACCACAUAGUUCUCAACAAAGUGGUGCCUCAUCUAGUAAUGAAACAACAAGUCAAAUGCAGAAAUUUUCAAAAUAUCAAGACUCAAAUAGAAAUCAUAAAGGGGAGUCUAAAAUUCGUAAUCAAGACUGUUAUAAUAGCCACCCUGAGUCUUUAGAUCAAAACUCUACUAAAAUGCAUAAAGACUCGUCAAACCGUCCCAGUGAAUUGAAUAAUCGGAACCGAAAAUCCAAAAAUCGUGCCACUAAUAGUAAUCAAAUGCAAGAGACUAACUACCGUAAUCAAGAUUUUAAUCAUCAAGACUCUAACAAUCAUAGAAUAAACAAUCGUAACAGUGAUUUAAACAGCUUUAAUCAUGAGACAAAUGCCUAUGAUGAAGUAAGCAUGCACAAUGAAGGGGGCCAAUCAAAAUCCAACCCAAAGACUAAGAAUAAAGAGUCUGAUGUAGGUCGAACUUUUUACAACAGUACUAUGCCUAAAGAAAGUCAAGAUGUUAGGAAUGGAAGAAGUGAAGGACCAAGAAAUCGUAAAUGGGCUGGCAGUCAGCGUUUAAGAGCUACAGAACGUAAUAGUACUGAAGAUGAACAAUAUGCAAAUACAUAUGGAUAUUAUAGGGAAGAAAAAAUGAAAGAUAGUGUGUCCAGUCCAAUGCGAGGAAAAAAGGCUUUCACAAAUAUAGGAGCAAAUACAGAAAUGACUCAGCGGGAGCGUCUAAGUGAACAAUUAGAUAAAGGAACCCUUGAAUGUCUGGUGUGUUGUGAAAGAGUGAAACAGACUGACUCUGUUUGGUAUUGCAGCAACUGCUACCAUGUGUUACACCUCCGGUGCAUAAGGAAGUGGGCCAUGAGCAGUUUGGUUGAAGGCAAAUGGCGUUGUCCAGCAUGCCAGAACACAAGUCAAGAUAUACCAACUGAAUAUAGAUGUAUGUGUGGGGCUGUACGUAACCCAGAAUAUCAGAGAGGGUCGAGUGGGGCUCACACUUGUGGCAAAGCCUGUAAGCGGCCCAGAAUAUGUCCACAUCCUUGUACAUUGCUUUGUCAUCCUGGUCCUUGCCCACCAUGUCAAGCCACUAUUAAGAAGGAAUGCGGCUGCGGUACAGAAACACGGUCAGUACUCUGCAGCAGCAAAUUGCCGCAAGUUUGCGGUCGACAAUGUAAUCGUAAACUCGAGUGUGGGGUACACUCAUGCACAAAAGACUGCCAUGAGGGUCCUUGUGAUGCAUGUGAAGAAAUUGUCACCCAAGUGUGCCACUGCCCCGCGGCGAAGUCUCGCUCCGUGCCGUGCACGGCGGAGUCGGGCGCGUGCGCCACGUGGUCGUGCGCGGCGCCGUGCGGGCGCGUGCUGGCAUGCGGCGCGCACGUGUGUCGCGCUGCGUGUCACGAAGCGCCCUGCCCCCCAUGCCCGCUACGCCCCGACAACGUUCCUGCCUGUCCCUGUGGCAACACCAGAAUAAGCAAGGACCAGCGUAAAUCUUGUACAGACCCAAUACCACUUUGUGGUAAUAUCUGCGCCAAGCCUUUACCAUGUGGUCCUUCUGGAGAUAAACAUUUUUGCAAAGAGUGUUGUCAUGAAGGUAAUUGUCGCGUAUGCCCGGACACCACGCUGCUGCAAUGUCGCUGCGGACACUCCAGCCGUGAGGUCCCCUGCGCAGACCUACCACAGAUGCUUAACAAUGUAUUGUGCCAGAGAAAGUGUAAUAAGAAGUUGUCGUGCGGCCGCCACCGCUGCCGUACGACGUGCUGCGACGCGCAGUCGCACCGCUGCGCCGUGGUGUGCGCGCGUACGCUAUCCUGCCAGCUGCACCGCUGCGAGGAGUUCUGCCACACCGGACACUGCGCGCCCUGUCCUAGAGUCAGUUUCGAGGAGCUCCGCUGCGAGUGCGGGACGGAGGUGGUGCUGCCGCCCGUGCGCUGCGGCACCAAGCCGCCCGCCUGCAGCGCGCCGUGUCGCCGCGCCCGCGCCUGCGCGCACCCGCCGCACCACUCGUGCCACUCGGGCGACUGUCCGCCCUGCGUCGUGCUCACCACCAAGAUGUGCUACGGGAAGCACGAGGAACGUAAAACCAUCCCAUGUUCACAAGAGGAGUUUUCGUGCGGUUUGCCCUGCGGCAAGCCCCUACCUUGUGGAAAACACACAUGCAUAAAAACGUGCCACAAGGGUCCCUGCGAUACCGGAAAAUGCACGCAAGCGUGCACUGAGAAGCGUCCGAGUUGCGGGCACCCGUGCGCCGCGGCGUGCCACUCGGGCGGCGGCGGCGCGUGUCCCAGCGGGGCGCCGUGCAAGCGCCUCGUGUGCGCCACGUGUCCGUGCGGGCGCCGCAAGGCGGAGCGCACCUGCUGCGACAACGCCAGAGACUAUGCCAAGAUGGUGAGCACUUUGGCAGCAUCGAAGAUGCAAGAUGGUGGUACCGUGGAUUUAACUGAAGUACAGCGUCCGAGUGCAAUGUUAAAAACGCUUGAGUGCGACGAGGAAUGCUUUGUGGAAGCGCGUAGUCGCCGCCUGGCGUUGGCGCUGCAGCUGCGCAACCCCGACGUGUCGGCCAAGCUCGCGCCGCGCUACAGCGAGCACGUGCGCUCCACGGCUGCACGCGAGCCCGCCUUCGCCCAGCUCGUGCACGAACGACUCACUGACCUCGUGCAACUCGCCAAGAAGUCAAAACAGAAGACUCGCGCCCAUUCCUUCCCAUCUAUGAAUAGACAGAAGCGUCAGUUCAUCCACGAGCUGUGUGAACACUUUGGGUGUGAGAGUGUUGCGUAUGACGCAGAGCCUAACAGAAACGUUGUUGCCACAGCUGAUAAGGAAAAGUCGUGGCUGCCGGCAAUGAGCGUGCUGGAGGUGCUGGCUCGCGAGGCGGGCAAGCGCCGCGUGCCCGGCCCCGUGCUGCGCGCGCCCGCACACACGCCCUCCGCACCCGCACCGCCCUCCGCGCACGCGCACGCCUCCGCCUCCUCCAAAUCAUCCGGCGGCUGGGCGACGCUGACCUCAACGAACGCGUGGGCGGCUCGCAGCCAGCCCAAGCAGGCGCCCAAGAUAGACUACUUCGACAACCCGCCCGACAACUGAACGAUUAGCUCAAUUCAGGCCAGAUGAGUGCUUAAGUUGCCGAUGGAUAUUAUGUGAAAUAUAUGAUAUUUCUCAAUUAUUUUUAUGCAAUUAGUAGAAAUGAAAAAUAUGUACAUAAUUAAACUAUUUGGUCAAUUUCAAUAGUCGUUUUUUAUGUAUAAAGUGUUGCUCACACUAAAACAAAAGAAAAAAUAAAGUCCGUUCUAAAAUUCUAAAGUUUCUAAAAUUGGCUAAAUACUUACGGUUGUCUUACAUGCCGGAUUGGUAUCGCUUAUCGCGUCGCUUGUUAACCAAUGGGUUCGGGUAUUUUAUUCUCUUUUACGACCUUUUUCCAACCCGUGGAAUGGACUAUAGUUUAAUUAUGAUACAUAGGUAUUUCCAUAACAAAAAAAAAUUGGCUGAAUUUUUUUUGUAUAUUUUAAUAUAAAAUACUUAAAAAUAAAACCUUAGAUUUUUUUUAAAUUAAAUUAAUAGGAAUUUCAAUUACAAAUUAAAUAUAUGUGGGGUGACUAAAUGUUUGAAUUUAACUAAUUAUUGGCAUAACUAUGGAGGCACUCGUCUGCGUCUACUUUUUUAUAAGAAACUUACAAGUGAUCUCUGCAUCAUAGAAAAAUAAUAAUAAGAAAUAUAAAUAACAUAAAAUAAUACAUUAACUAUAGAACACUUCUGUUAUAUUAACUGUUCAACGAAUAUCACCAUAGACAAAUAUAAAUGCUGCCUUAUAUGUUAUAAUGAAUUUUCAAACAUUAUUUAUAUUAUAUUUAAUGUUAUACAAAGCGAGAACUUUGUUUGAGAUCACAAGUAAGAGAUAGUAGAGUCAAUUUUUAUAUUAUUCAUAUUAUAAUAAAAUAUACAUGCAUAGGAUACGUGUGGGCUAUGUGUUAUUUGAUGAUUAAUGGAAAUCACUUAUAUUAUAUAAGAAAAUAUUAGGUAAACUUCACUUUACAAGCAUAUAAAGGACUUUUCGUUUCUUAUCUAAUAUAUGUUAUAUGUCAUUCCUAAUUUUUUUUAUUUAUAUAAUUGGCCUAAUUUAGAUGAUUUUUUAACUCUUUUUCAAUUUUAGGAAGUUCCUUUUAAAAUUCAAUUAAACUUUUUUGCUAAAUUAUAAACUAAUGUCAUGUCAACGUUUAACACAAAUGCUAGUUCAAAUAAAUAAAUCUUAUGUGUUCAGCACAAAUAGAGUUAAUAUUGUACGGAUAUUAGAUAAUAAAUAUAAUCGUUUUAUAAAAUAAUAAAAUAAGAAAGCUUAGCACUUCAUAAAAGUGUUCGAUGUAAUAGAUUUAAAAAAAACAAUGGUUUUUAAUUUUAUUGUUUCAGUUUCGCUGCGCAAUUAUCAUGAUUCUAUCAUUCUAUUAUGAAAAAAUAGUUCUUCAUUAUAAAAAAAAUCCAAAUGAAUAAAAUGUUACGUAUUUGGAGGGCAAUCGUAUUUUUUGAUAAUUAAUUUUAAAUCCACUUCGUCUAACUGUUUCGUCUGAAAUUUUGAUAAAUUCGCACUGAUAUCAAUAUAGAUUCUAGGUUACAUUUAUAUUAUGUAAUUUUUUUCUAAAUGGUUCUUUAAAUAAUUUUUUUGUGUAUUCUUAAAUAAUAAUAUUUCUGGGGCUCUAAUAUUUAAAUAUUGAAUCAGACGAAAAUAUUUCUCUUAAGUUUAUAAGUCUUCAUAACUAAUGAAUCAUUUGAUGAUUAUACUUAACGAUUUUAAGUUAUAUGUUAAACAAAAUGGUGCUAUUCUGAUUUCAAUAUAUUUAUUAUAUUUUUAAAUAGCACGGCCAAUUGUACGGAUUUAAUGUUCGUGAAAUUGUUUAUUUUCUUUUUCAAGUGUAGUUACCUAAAAAAUAUAUGGGAUACGUUUUCUUAUGAUUAUAAUGUAAUCUUAGAUAGUAUUCUACAAUCUGUGUAUUUGGAGCAUAAAUUAUCUGUUGUACAGGCGAUGUGUAAUAAAAUGUUACAUAUUUGUUA
Molecule: messenger RNA, 5920 nt
Organism: Vanessa tameamea
Lineage: Eukaryota; Metazoa; Arthropoda; Insecta; Lepidoptera; Nymphalidae
Gene: stc
Product: protein shuttle craft
Exons: 17
Coding region: 314-3964 (1216 amino acids)
Biological process (GO): negative regulation of transcription by RNA polymerase II
Cellular component (GO): nucleus
Molecular function (GO): zinc ion binding; RNA polymerase II transcription regulatory region sequence-specific DNA binding; DNA-binding transcription factor activity, RNA polymerase II-specific
Source: RefSeq, a predicted model, not a curated record